AUGAUGGCAUUUUCUUGGAGUCAUUGCAUCAUCUGCCAGAAAGACACAUCAGAAGAGGUAAGAUGUCCAUUAAGAUCACGUGGAGCAGAUAAGAGCGAUCCCAGAAGCGUGUAUAACUCGUUUCUACAAAAUGUUUCUGGGUUCCGUGAUUCACUGGAUGUAAUAUUGCCUGUUUGCCUUACGCUGCCGCUCGAGCUAAAUGUUGAUGCCUUGAUCGAAAAAGAAGCUGCGUGGCACAAGUCUUGCCAUUUACAUUUCAGUAAAUCUAAACUAAAUAAGGCAAAGGAAAAAGCAACUCGAAAAAGGAAACAAGAUCAAGCAAAGCCAGAGCAGGAGAAACCAACCAAAAUCCGUAUACUGUCCUCUAGCAUAAAGAAGAACUGCAAAGAGAACUGCAUAUUGUGUGACCAAACUUGUACUGGCCCGCUUCAUAAUGUCACUACUUCCACUAAUGAUGAAAACCUUCACCGAAUGAUAACAGAACUAGAAGACAACACGCUGUUACCUAAGAUUUCUGGGGUUGACCUUAUUGCAGCUGAAGCAAAAUAUCACAUGAAAUGCAUUACAAAUCUGCAAGAAGUCACUUAA
Molecule: messenger RNA, 588 nt
Organism: Paramuricea clavata
Lineage: Eukaryota; Metazoa; Cnidaria; Anthozoa; Malacalcyonacea; Plexauridae
Source: the annotation of a GenBank genome assembly